This is a messenger RNA of Staurois parvus, 894 nucleotides long. The record is from the annotation of a GenBank genome assembly. Lineage: Eukaryota; Metazoa; Chordata; Amphibia; Anura; Ranidae.
AUGAGCUCUCUGGGCGGCCCGGCCGCCUUCUCCGCCCGCUGGGCUCAGGACCUGUAUAAGAAGGAGAGCGGCAAGGAGCCGGCCGAGCCCGUCCUCCACCUGCCGCCGGUGCAGCCCCCUCCGGUCAUCCCCGGGGGGCCGCUCUUCAUGCCGUCCGACCGCUCGACGGAGCGCUGCGAGACCAUCCUGGAGGGGGAGACCAUCUCGUGCUUCGUGGUCGGCGGGGAGAAGCGCCUGUGCCUGCCGCAGAUCCUCAACUCGGUGCUCCGGGACUUCAGCCUGCAGCAGAUCAACUCGGUGUGCGACGAGCUGCACGUCUACUGCUCCCGGUGCACGGCCGACCAGCUGGAGAUCCUGAAAGUCAUGGGCAUCCUGCCCUUCUCGGCGCCCUCCUGCGGCCUCAUCACCAAGACCGACGCCGAGCGCCUCUGCAACGCCCUGCUCUACGGGGGCAGCUACCCGCCGCGCUGCAAGAAGGACUUCCCGGGCUCCGGCGGCCUGGAGCUGGAGGUCACCGAGAGGAGCUUCCGCGUCUACCACGAGUGCUUCGGCAAGUGCAAGGGCCUGUUCGUGCCGGAGCUGUACGCCAACCCCAGCGCCCCCUGCAUCCAGUGCCUGGACUGCCGCCUCCUCUACCCCCCGCACAAGUUCGUCGUCCACUCGCACAAGGCGCUGGAGAACCGGACGUGCCACUGGGGCUUCGACUCGGCCAACUGGAGGGCCUACAUCCUCCUGGCCCCGGAUUAUAGCGCCGGCUGUGACGACGAGCAGGCCAGGCUGGCCAGACUGCUGGACGAGAUGAAGGACAAGUUCGACUACAGCAACAAGUACAAGAGGAAAACUUCCAGGGUGAGCCGGGGGCCGGGCUCCAGGGCUUGGCAGCUCAGGGGUUAA